Molecule: messenger RNA, 3005 nt
Organism: Cornus florida
Lineage: Eukaryota; Viridiplantae; Streptophyta; Magnoliopsida; Cornales; Cornaceae
Exons: 12
Coding region: 1-2958 (985 amino acids)
Biological process (GO): L-arabinose metabolic process
Molecular function (GO): alpha-L-arabinofuranosidase activity
Source: RefSeq, a predicted model, not a curated record
AUGGAAGGCAGUGGAGGUGGCGGUGGUGGUGAUGAUAGUGUAGGUGAAGGCCGUGAGAGUAGUGAUAACGGUGGUGGCAAUGGCGAUAGUGGAAGGCAAUGCAGGUGGCGAUGGUGGAAGGCAAAGGUUGUCGUGGCGAUGGUGGAAGACAGUGGAGGCGGCUGUAGUGGUGACAGCGGCGAUAAUGUGGUGGUGGCGGUGGAAGGUAGCGAUAGUGGUGACAGUGACUAUGGUGGAAGUGGCGGUGGUGGAAGCUUAAACCACCCAUCAUCAUCAUCAUCAUCAUCAUUGUUAUCUUCAUUGUUAUGGUGCAUAACAAUGAAGUCUUCCAUGGUGAUGAUGUUUUCGGUUGCAGGGGUUGUGUUAUCUCUUUUGUGUGUGCGCGCUUUGGGUAAGGAGUGUGUCAACAAUUUUGGUCGCAUAUCAAUUCGAGCACAGUACGGCGAUUCGGCAAAUGAAACAUGGAAGGAGGAGUUGUUGAAGGAAUACGAUGUUUACAGAAGAGAUGUGUUGGACGGGCCUGAUGCGUUGUUGUCCGCCUCCAGUUACUUUCCGACCGGAAAGCCAUUGACGGAGGAGGAUAUUUGGAAGCUGUUGCCCGCGAAAAUGAGGAACGUUUACAAUUCCACAGGGUUCCAGAGGCCGAAUACCCUCCAGGGCGUGUCUCUUCACGAUGUGAGAAUUACGGACCCUAACUCGAUUUAUUGGCAGGCUCAGCAGACGAACCUCGAUUACAUGUUGAUGUUGGAUGUUGAUAGCCUGGUUUGGAGCUUUCGGGACACGGCUGAUUUGCCCACCAAAGGCAAGCCGUACGGAGGUUGGGAGCGACCGAACAAGAAUGGCGAACUCCGCGGCCAUUUUGUGGGGCAUUACCUGAGUGCUUCAGCUUUAAUGUGGGCGACCACUCAUAAUAAUUCUGUGAAAGAGCAGAUGACUGCAGUAGUUUCCGCGCUCGCGGUCUGUCAGGAUAAAAUCGGUACAGGGUAUCUUUCUGCUUUCGAGGAGGAGCUUUUCGACAGAAUUGAACAGAUAGAGUAUGCUUGGGCACCAUACUACACCCUUCACAAGGUAAUGGCAGGUCUGUUGGAUCAAUACAAAUUGGCGGGAAAUGAACAAGCUUUUAAAAUAUUGCUUCGGAUGGUGGAAUACUUCUACAAGCGUACGCAGAAUGUGAUAUCGAUGUACACAAUAGAAAGACACUAUAACAUUUUGAAUAUGGAAUAUGGUGGCUUGAAUGAACUCUUUUACCAGAUAUUCGGCAUAACGAAAAAUAGAAAGCAUUUAUUGAUGGCUCGUCUUUUUGACAAACCCUGUUUCCUUGCAAUGCUUGCACUACAGGCUGAUGAAUUAUCUGGUUUUCAUACCAAUACACACAUUCCAAUUGUUGUUGGAGUUCAAACAGGGUAUGAAAUUACUGGUGAUCCACUUUACAAGGACAUCGCGAAGAGCUUCAUGGAGAUUGUCAACAGUUCUCACGCCUAUGCAACAGGAGGGACAUCACAAAACGAGUUCUGGCAGCCCUCAAGGCGAAUGGCGACCACUCUGUCAACUGAAAACGAAGAAACAUGCGCGAGUUAUAACAUGCUGAAGGUGGGGCGCAACCUGUUCAGAUGGACCAAAGACGUCACCUAUGCAGACUAUUACGAGCGAACCCUGACCAAUUCUAUUAUGGGCGUCCAGAGGGGAAGGAUUCCCGGAGAGAUGAUCUACAUGAAGCCACUAUGCCAUGGAUGUUCUAAGGCCCACAGCGUUCAUGGAUGGGGAAAUAAGUUCAAUUCCUUUUGGUGCUGCUACGGGACAGGACUCGAGUCAUUCGCAAAGUUAGGAGAUUCGAUAUACUUUGAAGAACAGGGGAAACCUCCGGGGCUUUACAUCAUCCAGUACAUAUCGAGCACGGUUGACUGGAAAAUGGGGCAGAUUUUUAUAAAUCAGACCGUCAAACCUGUUAAUUCAUGGGAGUCUCAUCUUCAAGUUAACUUCACAAUUUCCUCGAAGGAGGUACAUCUUAGCCAAUCAUCUACUUUAAAUUUUCGAAUUCCAGGUUGGGUAUCGGGAAAUGGUGUUAAGGCAAGUUUAAAUGGUCAAGGUUUGCCUCAAGGAACUCCAGGUAAAUUUCUAUCAGUCACUAGACAAUGGAACUCGGGUGACAAAAUCACUCUUGAACUUCCCCUCCAUGUUAGAACUGAGGCUAUUAAAGAUGAAAGGCCUAAAUAUGACAACAUUAAGGCAAUUCUUUAUGGUCCCUACCUUCUAGCUGCUAUGACAACCAGAAACUGGACCCUAAGAACAGGAAGCGCUAAGUCCCUCUCAGAAAUUGUCACUCCAAUUCCACCACAAUAUCAUGCUAAUUUGAUUUCCCUCCACCAAGGUUCUGGGGACUCGACGGUUGCACUAACCAAAAAAGGACAAACACUUCUAAUGGCCAGCAUGCCUCAGCCCCGCACUAAUAAGGCUAUAGACGCCACCUUUAGACUCAUCCUAAAGGAAGCUGCUGGUCCCCCGAAAUGGUUCACACCAAAAGAAGCUAUUGGGAAAUUGGUGAUGCUAGAACCACUAGAUUUUCCAGGUAGUGUUGUGGUACACCAAGGAACUAAUAAAGACCUCAUGGUUGCAGCUCCCGGCACAAAAACUCAAAAUUCUAUUUUCCACUUGGUUCCGGGAUUGAGUGGGAAGGACGGAACAGUUUCAUUGGAGUCCGGUAGCCAGAAGGGUUGCUUCGUGUCUAGUGCUCCCGUAAAAGACUCCGACACUCUAACCAUCACUCUCCGCUGCCAAGCUGCUGGGGCAGCACCAGAUGCCGGAUUUAAGAAUGCAGCGAGCUUUGUGUUGGGCAAAUCAGCACAUUCGUAUCAUCCUGUUAGUUUUGUGGCCCAAGGAGCACAAAGGAAUUUUCUUCUCACUCCAUUUAAUAGCUUCAUGGAUGAAUAUUAUACACUAUACUUCAAGUUCAAUCCUUAAAAACUUCAACUAUCACUGAAGUGAUAGCGCAUAAUAAAGAUUUUUCU